Mesocestoides corti is the source of this 921-nucleotide messenger RNA. The record is from the annotation of a GenBank genome assembly. NCBI's taxonomy places the organism in Eukaryota, Metazoa, Platyhelminthes, Cestoda, Cyclophyllidea, Mesocestoididae.
AUGGAUUCAACAGAAGCCUCCUCAGUGUCCUCUGAUUUUAAGCCGUAUGAUGAUGGCCCUUGUGCUAUCGAGAAUAUUCAUAACAAGGCUCAUGACGUUUUCCCAGUCCCAUUUUCUGGCAUUAAAUUACUUGUCAACAAAGGUCUGUCACCUCACUUUCAAGUCAGUCACUCACUUACACUAAGCAGUGGAGAUAAUGCAGGUUAUCGUUUUGGUGCUACGUAUGCUGGUCACAAGAAAGUCUCGGAGAAUGAGGCGUUUCCUGUCUUGAUGGGCGAGCUCCAUCCCAGUGGUCAACUUCAGGCGCAAAUAGUUGACCAGAUCACUCCUCUUUGCCGCGUGCGUUACCUUGCUCAAAUUCAAAAAUGCGCAAUGGCAGGUCAGCAACUUUCCGCUGAACUCCGUAAUUCGAAGUGGCAGGCUGGAAUUACGCUAAUAAAUCCCGACCUGAAUCGCGGCCAGAUGAUGCUGGCAACCGACACGAUGCGCAAAAUGUCUGAUAGGUUUUAUGCAGGUUCAAUGUUUUUCUACCACCUUUCCCCCCAGUUACCUGGCGGUCAUGACGGCGUAUUCAGCCUGGGUGGCAAAUUCGUUGCUAAUUUUUGGCAGUUUGCCGCAACCGCCCGACCCCUCCAGUUGGCUUUUCAUUCUAGCUUUCACAUGCAAGUCAAUGAAAGUCUUCAGCUGGCCGCGGAGCUGGAGUCCAAUUAUCAACAGCAAACGAGCAUCGCCAGUAUCGGUUACCAGUAUGACAUUCCCAAGUCAAACGUUUCCUUCAAAGCACAAAUUGAUUCAAAUUGGAAUAUUUCAGCAAUGCUUGAGAAACGUCUGAUUCCUUUUCCUUUCACAUUUACGAUUAGUGCGUUGGGGAAUCAUGCGGCUUCGAAGUAUGAAGUGGGCGUUGGCCUGACUGUCGGCUAA